Messenger RNA from Cryptotermes secundus, 3059 nucleotides. Its product is annotated as N(4)-(Beta-N-acetylglucosaminyl)-L-asparaginase. The record is from RefSeq and is a predicted model, not a curated record. Gene Ontology annotation, molecular function: N4-(beta-N-acetylglucosaminyl)-L-asparaginase activity. The transcript has 6 exons. Gene Ontology annotation, cellular component: lysosome. Bases 183 to 1256 code for a protein of 357 amino acids. NCBI's taxonomy places the organism in Eukaryota, Metazoa, Arthropoda, Insecta, Blattodea, Kalotermitidae. Gene Ontology annotation, biological process: protein deglycosylation.
CAACAUUGGUAGAGCAUGUUGCUAAUCUCGCUGAAUAUUCAGUAUUUUCGACAGAUAUACGUUCUGCUUGAUGCGAAGGCGUAAAAUAGACAGUAUGAUGCAUCGAAGUACUGUCUUAUCUUGAUAACAGUGUAUUUAGUCAGUACGUGUGUGGCGUCUAUUUUCUAUUCUUUCAAAUCAAAAUGUUUAAGAACUCUAGGACUGUUAUAUUUAUUUUGCUAUUCGUCUUGCUCGGUAUUAUUUGUAUCACUGGAAGCAUGAAGUACUAUAAUCAAAACUGGGAGAAGGUACCAGUCGUUAUAAAUACAUGGCCAUUCAUAAAUGCAACACAAAGUGCUUGGAACACUGUAUAUUUGAAAAAGAAAUCAGCACUGGAUGCUGUAGAGAAAGGCUGUUCUACAUGUGAAGAUGAACAGUGUGAUGGAACUGUAGGUUUUGGAGGCAGUCCUGAUGAAAGUGGUGAAACUACAUUAGAUGCUAUGAUUAUGGAUGGAAUGACCAUGAAUAUGGGGGCAGUAGCUGCUUUAAGACGUGUGAAGAAUGCCAUAUCUGUGGCACGAUAUGUACUAGAGCACACACAACAUUCCCUGUUAGUAGGUGACCUAGCAACACAAUUUGCUCUCUCAAUGGGUUUCAAGGAAGAACCUUUGGAAACAAACAUUUCUCACAAUAUGUGGCAGAACUGGAAGGAAAAUGAUUGCCAACCCAACUUUUGGGUGAAUGUAAAACCUGAUCCAACCAAGUCCUGUGGACCAUAUACACCAGAUACAAAUAUUACUAGAAGGCACAAAAAUGAUCCAAAACACCGAAGCAUAUUUAGCGAUAAAAACCAUGACACAAUAGGAAUGAUUGCUAUUGACACUGCAGGAAGAAUAGCAGCUGGUACAUCAACCAAUGGAGCAAAGUUCAAAAUUCCAGGGAGGGUUGGUGACUCACCCAUCCCAGGGGCAGGAGCAUAUGCAGAUGGCAGUGUAGGGGCUGCAGCUGCUACAGGUGAUGGCGAUGUCAUGAUGAGAUUCUUACCCAGUUACUUGGCUGUUGAGGAAAUGAGACGAGGAACUUCUCCUUCAUAUGCAGGCGAGUUGGCAAUUCGACGCAUUGUUACUUAUUAUCCUGACUUUGUAGGAGCAAUUGUGGUGCUAAGAAAAGAUGGCGAAUAUGGAGCUGCCUGCCAUGGUCUUCAGAGUUUCCAGUUUUCAGUAUGCAACAGUCAACUUGGCCAGGUUACAGUCCAGACUGUGUCAUGUGUUCAAUGACACGAAGACUGCUCUGGAACAAUUCCAGAUUUGAAUAUCACAAAAUUAUCAGAAGAACAUACAUCUUACUUUCAUUACGUAACACCUUAAAUCACUAGUUUCCAAAUUUUAUAUAAUGGCACACCCAUAGCUUAGCAAAGAUUGCAUUGCAUAUGCACUCAUGCAGGGAACAGAUUUUUUUUUGUUUCACUUUUAAAAUCAACGCAUUUUAGGUAUUUUGUCAAAAUUUUACAAAUGUUAUGACAUUUUGAGAAUCAUAAUAUUCAGUUUUACUAUUAUUACUUUCCCAGAAUAUAACCCCCCCAACUAACCAGUUGUGCUCAUCACUUUGGAAACCACUGCCUUGAGUAGUACUGGAAGUGGGCUGGAAUGACAUACUGCAGGAGCCCAAAACAAAAUCAGUACUAUUACAAUGAGUUCUGUUCUCUGGGAUGUGAUGCUACAUAAUCUGGUAGAAGUUUACCACCAUAUCAGAGGAAUGUACUGCCACCAACUUAAAGAGUUAACCAAGCAAGAAGCAAGCAGAAUUUUUGGUUGUUUGUUGCUUGUUUGGCUUAAUUGUUGCUCUAAAAAUAGAGGCAGCAUGUUCCCCUGAAAUGCCAGUGAACUUUUACCAGACUACAUGGUGUCACACCCCAGAAGACAGUAUGCUUUAUAAUCACUGCUAUGAGAACCUCAAGAGUUAACAUUACUACUAACGUUUCCUAGCAUUUUGCUGGAUAUUUUUGUACCGGUGUAGCACAAAGCAAACAGACAAAAUAUAACAUGCAGUCACUUUUUGCAAACAGUAUUAUUAACCUACUAUUGCUACCAUCAUGACAGAGAAAUUUUUUCAGAUAAAAAUGUUAUAACAUUCAGAGUAAUUCUUUUAGAUUGAUGUUCAUUAAAUUACAGUGAACUCUGAAUAAACCAUAGUAAUGGAAGGAAGACAUAUUGCAGACAUUCAAAAACAAGAGGAUAUUCCAAAUAUCCUUCAAAUGAAAUCUGUGUGAAGUGAAAACUGCAGACCAUAUAGUCUGCUGGUCAUGCUGUCAGUCACUAUGUAGUGAGACAAAUCUUAUCCCAACACAAAAAAAGCAACCCUUUUCAGUAGUAGUAGUACGCUGGCACAAAAUGCAUUAAAAUAAUGAAACAGGAAGUUACAACAGGGUAAGGAGGUGCACUAGGUAGUAGUAAAAUCAUUAUGGGAACCUACAUAUAAUCUUAUAAGGGGCUGUAAAAGUAGCAGGUAAUCAAGAAUCUAUUAUAGUCUGAAGUUUCAUUCAAACAAAACAUGUCUUAAUUCUUUACUUCUUAACAUUUGAUUGUUUAUUAAUGUUUGAAGGUCUUACAAACUCAAAAAAUGGCUGAUAUGUUUAUGUAAUUUGUCUGUUAUUGUAUUUAGAUACAAUACUUAACAGUACAUCUUUUACAUAAUGAUCUUUAACUAUAAUGUUUUGGUACUUAAGUGAAGAUGUCAGUGGAUAGGCUAAUCUUGUUCUUUAUCAUACUUACCAAUGUAAUUUUCACAGGGCUAAUUUGAGGUAAAAGUGUGUGGAUUUUUAAUUCUUCCCCUAAAUUUCAGAAUUUAUUUUGCUUUUAACAAAAUCCUGAGUCAUCUGCUCUGUUGCGUGUGUUGGUAUAUUUAGUCAUUCCUUCUGAAACAGUGCACUUGUUUGGCAAGUAAUAUAACCACAGUUGUUAUCAAAUAAAAAUGACAAAGGAUUGUUUACACUGAACUCUAGUAUUCUGGUGUAAUAUAUUUUUAUACUUAUUGUGUAAUUUUGAAUUAAAUAAACACAUAUCAUAAAUGAAUCAUUAAUA